CAGUUAGUCUUGUUUCGCGAGCGGAAUAAAUUAGAGAGGUGGGAUUUAGAGAGAGAGAGAGAGCGUGUGCAGUUUAAACGAGGAAGACGAUGCCAUAGGUCUCUUUUGCUGUGGAAUGUUGGGACUGCCCACUCUCACAACUCGCCCUUCACUUUGCAUAAUCACGAAAUAGGCAUCCGAUGUGCAUUACUUCUGUAGAUGACUGAGCAUGUUGAUCCUCUGGAUGGUGUAUUAGUAUUCAACUGGAGGAGGCCCACAGUAAUUGGUGGACUACUUAAUUAUUUGAGGCAUUUUUCAUGCGUUAUUAUCGAAGCUUUUAGGGGCUCGUCUAAGUUGGUAACUACACCCAAUAGCCAUUCUUUUGCUGCCAUGGCUUCAGCUGAGCCUAUAGAUAUCAGUUCCUCAGACAGUGAUGAUUCAGAUUUAUGGGAAAUAGAUAAUUAUAGAGAGGACUCUCCGAGCAGGGAUACUGCGACUACUAUCAAUGGUGGGGUCCCUCCAUCUCAAGCAUCCUCAUCUCGUCCUAAGUCCGCAGGUCACAAUGUUUUUUCUCAUGAAGUUCCUUCAUCUUCUAAGAGGCAAUUUUUUCAGUAUGAUUCUCCAGUGGGAAACAUCAACCACUCUAGCAGUUUCAGAAAACUUCCAUCUUGGGCACCUAAAUCGACAGGUAUCAAUGGUCCUUCUCUUAAAGAUCCUUCUUCUUCUAAGAGGCGACCUGUUUAUGAUGAAAUCCCAUCAAGACCACAAAAGCGGCUGAAUAUUGGAGAGGCCUCUGGAUCUUCAACUUCAAGGAUAGACAAUAAUAUUCAUCCUACGAAAAGAGUCUUUCCUGGUUUUCAGCCUUGUACCUCUAACCCGCAAUUUCACAAUCUAAUAGAAAAUAGGGGUGCUACUGAAAUUCGUGAGACAUUGGGAAAAUCGGUAUGGUCAACUCCUUCUAAUGGAAGUAGAGUAUUGCCCCAGACUAUGAUGCCUGGAAAAUAUUCUUCAACCACUCCAUUGGUUGGUUUAAAAGAUUCUUUCCAUCAAACUGGGGUAGGUGAAGAGAGGCCUGCAGGACCUGAUGAGAGAUUUGUUUUCCAAGCAGCUGUGCAGGAUAUUCAUCAACAUAAAAGAGAAGCUACUUUCCCUGAUGGACUCCUGUCAGUUUCUCUUCUUAAGCACCAGAAAAUUGCUUUGGCUUGGAUGCUUCGUCAGGAAUCAUCUGGUUUAUGCAUCGGGGGAAUCUUGGCUGAUGACCAGGGCCUAGGCAAGACUAUUUCAACAAUGGCCCUCAUACUAAUGCAAAAGAAUUUGGAGGCCAAAUCUGAAGCUAAGCAGUCAUCGUCAACCAAAACCGAAGCCUUUAACUUGGAUGAUGAUGAUGGAGUUAGUGGCUGUGUUGUUCUUGAUGAUGCAAACCAGAUUGAAGUAUCUGAUGGUUUAGCAAUACUUCCACAAGCGAGUAAUUCAACAAAUGGAUUCCGCAGCAGUAGGCCACGAGCAGGGACAUUGAUCAUUUGUCCAGCCAGCGUUAUCCGACAAUGGGAUCGGGAGCUGGAUGAGAAAGUCACAAAAGACGCUAAACUUCAGGUUCUAGUAUAUCAUGGUGGCAAUAGAACCAAGAGUCCUGAUGCAUUGGCAAAAUAUGAUGUUGUUUUAACAACAUAUGCUAUUGUUUCAAAUGAACUUCCAAAACAACCUUUGGCUGAGGAUGAUGAGGAUAAACUAAAGGACAGAGACCGAUACGGUAUAUCUUCUGAAUUUUCCAUGGAGAAGAAGCACAAAAAGUCAUCAGUUAGUAAGAAGUUCAAGAAGGGUAAAAAGGAUGUUGAUGUGAAUGCUUUGGAUAAAAAUUGUGGUACAUUAGCAAGGGUUACAUGGUCUAGGGUUGUUUUGGAUGAAUCUCAAACAAUAAAAAAUCACAGAACACAAGUAGCUAGAGCCUGUUGUAGCCUUAGAGCAAAACGAAGAUGGUGCCUUUCUGGAACUCCAAUACAAAAUUCUAUAGAUGAGUUAUUCAGCUACUUCAGAUUUUUGAGAUAUGAUCCAUAUAAUGACUACAAAACCUUUGUUUCUACUAUAAAGGGUCCUAUAGCGAGAGACUCGGUUGUAGGCUACCAGAAGCUUCAACUUGUCUUAAGAAAUAUCUUGUUGCGCCGAACGAAAGGUGACUUAAUUGAUGGUAAGCCUAUAAUCAACCUACCUCCCAAAAAGGUACACUUAAAAAGGGUGGAAUUUUCUGUGGAAGAACGAGCUUUUUAUGAGAAACUUGAGUUAGACUCACGCAAACAAUUUAAGGCUUAUGCUGCUGCUGGUACUGUCAAUCAAAAUUAUGCAAAUAUCCUACUGAUGCUUUUGCGUCUGCGCCAAGCUUGUGAUCACCCAUUACUUGUCAAAGGGCUCAGCUCUGAUCCCAUUGGAAAGGAUUCCUCUAAGAUGGCCAAGAAUCUUCCCAGGGAACUUCAAGUUAAUUUGUUGAAACAAUUGGAAGCUUCACUGGCCAUAUGCCUUGUAUGCCAAGAUCCUCCUGAAAAUGCAGUGGUCACAAUGUGUGGACAUGUUUUCUGUUAUCAAUGUGUUUCGGAUCAUUUAACUGGCGAAGACAAUACAUGUCCUGCCCAUCAAUGUAAAGAACAACUCGGUGCCGAUGUUGUAUUUUCAAGAUCUACUUUAAGGAGAUGCCUUUCUAUUGAUGUGGAUGGUGAUAGCCCUGUUCCGGACGAACUGUGUGAUGAGUCUACAGUUCUACAGAGAAAGUACGUUUCAUCAAAGAUCAAGUCCGUUCUUGAAAUUCUGAAUUCAUGUGUAUCAAAACGUCAGAGUUCAGAGUCACAUGAUUUGGUCAUAUAUGAUGCUUCAUCAUCAGCUGUUCAUGAGCAUGAGCCAGUGAAUAUAGCACCUGAAAAGGCUAUUGUUUUUUCACAAUGGACUAGCAUGCUGGACUUAGUUGAGAUGUCACUGAAGAAUAACCAUAUCAGUUAUCGGAGGCUUGAUGGUACUAUGUCAAUAGUUGCUAGAGACAAAGCUGUUAAAGAAUUCAACACUGAUCCUGAGGUGGAUGUCAUGUUAAUGUCUCUGAAAGCUGGGAAUCUAGGGCUUAACAUGGUCUCUGCAUGCCGUGUAAUCCUUUUGGAUCUUUGGUGGAAUCCGACAACAGAGGAUCAGGCUAUUGAUAGAGCUCACAGAAUAGGGCAGACACGCACAGUUACUGUGUCGCGGUUAACUGUCAAGGACACAGUUGAGGAUCGCAUCUUGAGUCUUCAGGACGAUAAGAGAAAAAUGGUGGCAUCAGCAUUCGGGGAAGAUAAAAGUGGCAGCCACGGCACUCGCCUCACAGCGGAAGACCUGAGAUUUUUGUUCGAGGGCUCAGGACGUUGAACAACUUAUUUUUCCUUUAGAUGCCUGCAAUGCAAUGGGCAAUUUUUGUGGCUCUGUUAGACCCAAAUACUUGGUUGUACAUAUUUAAGUGGGAAGAGUGUAUGCUGCAAACAUUGUGAUUCUUGACUAGAGCUAGAAUAUAUAAUUUGAACAUGGCAUUCUUGUCUAUGUACAAGACCAAAUUAAGUGAUUUCAUUUUGUAA
This is a messenger RNA of Salvia hispanica, 3563 nucleotides long. RefSeq names its product helicase-like transcription factor CHR28. Gene Ontology annotation, molecular function: ATP-dependent activity, acting on DNA; metal ion binding; ATP binding. The record is from RefSeq and is a predicted model, not a curated record. Gene Ontology annotation, cellular component: nucleus. Lineage: Eukaryota; Viridiplantae; Streptophyta; Magnoliopsida; Lamiales; Lamiaceae. Gene Ontology annotation, biological process: DNA repair.